AUGUCUCCCAACACGCCCACCUACCUGGCCUAUCAACACGAUGCCAAACUCCUCCAACUCGAAACCACCAUCCAGUCCAUUCAGCCCAUCUCGGCCCUUCAUGAGAUCAAUCAAUCUCUCUUCAAAACCGCCCAGGAAGAUGACUACAUUAUCGUGACCAAAGAAACCAUCUUCCACCCCCAAGGUGGCGGUCAGCCCUCGGAUGAAGGCUACAUCUUCCUUGCCAAUCCCACCACCACCAGCACUUCUUCUUCUCCUUCUCCCCCUUCUCUCAACGACGCCGAUGCAAUCUUCCAAGUCCUCUCCGCCCGAAUGGACGCCACAAACAACGGCCAAGUCCUCCACCUCAUCCGACCCACGUCCACGUCCACAAAUCCUUCAUCCCCCCCUCCCCCCAACACCCCCAUCAUCCAAAAAGUCGACGCCGCCAAACGCCUCCUCUACUCCCGCCUCCACACAGCCGGCCACGUCCUCGGCUCCGCCGUACGCCACUUACUCGAAUCCCAAGUCCCAGACUUUGACGAGCUCAAGGCGUCGCAUUUCCCCGACAGCGCCUCGUGCGAGUUCCGCGGCAGUAUCGGCGGAGAGUGGAAGGAGGCGAUCCAGACGCGGGUGAACGAGUAUAUUGCACGGGGGAUGCCGGUGGAGAUUGAGUUCUGGGAUGAAGCGGAUUUCACGCGCGAAGGACUGGAGCAUUUACGGCCUGAUCGGAGUCUGUUGGCGCUGGGUGAGGAGAAGUUUCGAGUGGUGCGGAUUGUUGGGGCGGAGGUGUAUCCUUGUGGGGGGACGCAUGUUGAGACGACGGAUCGAUGUGGGGAGACGGUGGUGAAGAAGAUUUCGAGGAGUAAGGGGAAUAGUCGGGUGAGUUAUGCGGUUGUGUAG
Penicillium oxalicum is the source of this 882-nucleotide messenger RNA. RefSeq names its product putative alanine--tRNA ligase. Gene Ontology annotation, biological process: tRNA aminoacylation; regulation of translational fidelity. Gene Ontology annotation, molecular function: aminoacyl-tRNA ligase activity; ATP binding; Ser-tRNA(Ala) deacylase activity. Bases 1 to 882 code for a protein of 293 amino acids. The transcript has a single exon. The record is from RefSeq and is a predicted model, not a curated record. NCBI's taxonomy places the organism in Eukaryota, Fungi, Ascomycota, Eurotiomycetes, Eurotiales, Aspergillaceae.